CGCCCCCCCAGCCGUGGGCUGCCCUCAGCGUCUUUGCCUUCAGCCAGUAGUAAGCGUGGCCGCCGCGCUUCCGCCGGAGCGUGGGGGAAGGUCAAAGGUCACACAAGAUGGCGGCGCCCAGGAGCUGCUGAGGCGUGCAGCGGAGGAUGGCGCUGGCCGCGCUGGCGGCUGGGGCUCGGCUGCGGCAGCGGCUGAGCUGGCCGGGGCUGGUGCGAGGGCACUGGACGCCGGCCGGGCGCUCGCGGAGCCGGCGCGAGGCGGCGGAGGCCGAGGCGGACGCGCCCGUGUUCCAGUACGUGGGCGAGCGUGCCGCCCGUGUCGACCGCGUCUUCGUGUGGGGCUUCAGCUUCUCGGGGGCGCUGGGCGUGCCCACCUUCGUGCUGCCCGGCUCCGGGCCCAAGACUCGCGCCGGCCGGCGGUCGUACCGCAGGAUCCAGAUUGUGCCCUACCGCCUGGAGCUGGAGCAAAAGAUUUCGUCUGCUGCCUGUGGCUACGGAUUCACAUUGCUGUCCUCUAAAACCAAGGAUGUUACGAAAGUCUGGGGUAUGGGACUCAACAAAGAUUCUCAGCUUGGAUUUCACAGGAGCCGGAAAGAUACAACUAGGGGCUACGAGUAUGUUUUGGAGCCCUCGCCCGUCCCACUGCCUCUGGACAGACCUCAGGAAACACAGGUGCUGCAGGUGUCCUGCGGCAGAGCACACUCUCUCGUCCUGACAGACAGCGAAGGAGUCUUCAGCAUGGGAAACAAUUCUUAUGGGCAAUGUGGAAGAAAGGUGGUUGACAAUGAAAUUUACAGUGAAAGUCACAAAGUCCAUAGAAUGCAGGACUUCGAUGGACAGGUGGUGCAGGUCGCCUGCGGUCAGGAUCACAGUCUGUUCCUGACGGAUAAAGGAGAAGUCUAUUCUUGUGGAUGGGGCGCUGACGGGCAGACAGGUCUGGGUCACUACAAUGUCACCAGCGUGCCCACCAAGCUGGGCGGAGACCUUGCCGGAGUGAACAUCGUCCAGGUGGCCACCUAUGGCGACUGCUGCCUGGCCGUGUCUGCUGACGGAGGCCUCUUUGGUUGGGGAAACUCGGAGUACCUGCAGCUGGCUUCUGUCACUGACUCCACACAGGUGAACGUGCCCCGGUGCUUGCCCUUCUCAGGAGUCGGGAAGGUGCAGCAGGCUGCGUGUGGCGGUACAGGCUGCGCCGUGCUCAAUGGGGAAGGACAUGUUUUUGUCUGGGGAUAUGGAAUUCUUGGGAAAGGACCAAACCUAGUGGAAACUGCUCUUCCAGAAAUGAUUCCACCCACCCUCUUUGGCUUGACGGAGUUCAACCCAGAAAUCCAGGUUUCCCGCAUUCGAUGUGGACUCAGCCACUUUGCAGCACUUACCAACAAAGGAGAGCUGUUUGUGUGGGGCAAGAACAUCCGAGGGUGCCUGGGAAUCGGUCGCCUGGAAGACCAGUAUUUCCCGUGGAGGGUGACGAUGCCUGGGGAGCCCGUGGAUGUGGCGUGUGGUGUGGAUCACAUGGUGACUCUGGCCAAGUCAUUCAUCUGAGUCUCCCGCCUGACCUGCUGAGUCUGGCCCUGGCCUCGGCUGCCCAGCAGAGACGGCACGUGGCCCGCCAGCCAGGGCUCUUGGACGGUGGCAGAGGAGGAUCAGGACCUUUUGUGGAGUGUGGCACCCUCUCCGAAAUCCCGUAGUGGGCAUGUACUGAGAGCAUCUGGGACGAGGUCCCCUCUCCAGCCGAGGAUGAGACCUGCAGAGUCCAGCACAGGACGCUGCGUUUAGCGGGCCGAGCGCCUGGGCUGCUGCGGUGGCCGCGGGCGGGAGGACGGUUUACACCUGGGACAGCCUCUGGGAUCAUGCUUGGCCCAAGACGCUGGUUUUAGGAAAGCUUAGCCCUCACCGCGUGGCGUUUUUCAUGACCUUACAAGGUGGCCUGACAGAAUGUGGCGCUCGGACGGGCUUCUGUCUCCCCUCUGUCACGGCGGCCCCUUGGUUUGUGUCUGGCAGACGUGCGUGUGCCUCAGGCCGAGCCCACGGAGCUGAGGGGGCCAGGCUGGCUUCGGCCAAGUCAGUCGCUCAUGGCCCUCCCGGGUCGCUGCCCCUGCCCCGCGGGGCCCGUGGCUGUCUGCAGCCUUGUGACUGCUCUCCCUGCCUGGCUGGGACACGCUGAGAAGCCCCUCGGGAGGAAGAUGGAGGCCGAAUUCCUGUGGGCCGAGGGCCGCGGACACGUCCACAAAAGCCUGGCUGGAGCGCCCGCCGGCCCGGGAGAGGGAGCGUUCAGAGUGUGAAGAACAUUUGAUUUAGCGGCGUGACUUGUCUGUUCCUUUAAAAACGUCUUUUAAAAAUCGCUUUUGGAAUAAAGUCUAUGCUCUGCCUUUUGAUUUUUAA
Molecule: messenger RNA, 2381 nt
Organism: Lemur catta (Ring-tailed lemur)
Lineage: Eukaryota; Metazoa; Chordata; Mammalia; Primates; Lemuridae
Gene: RCC1L
Product: RCC1 like
Exons: 11
Coding region: 147-1541 (464 amino acids)
Source: RefSeq, a predicted model, not a curated record